AUGAAAAGAAAUAAAAAUGAUGAUAAUAACUACAGUGACGCAAAGAGUAAAGAAAACCAAAAUAAAAAUAUAAAAAGAUAUGAUGAUAAAAAAAAAAAUGGUGAUAAGAAAAAAUGUAAAAACAAAAAUAUAAAUAAAAGUAACAGAGGAAUAAACAAAAUAUUGAUAAGAUCAUUAAGAAAAAAGUUAAAGAGUAACUUAAAUAAAUUAAAUGAACAACAUGAAUAUUUAGAACAAAUUUUGAAAAAUAUAAAUUAUUUAAAAUUUGAUCAUGAAAACGAACGGCAAGAAUAUUAUAAUGAAUUAAAAAACAUUUCUAAAGAAUUAAAAUAUGCUUAUGAAAUAAAUAAUGAUGAUAUAGCAUUAUUAAAAAUUGAAAGAGAUUUAAUUAAAUCUGAAUUUACAAAAAGUAGGAAAAGCUUAAAAAUAUUUAAUUAUCACAUUCCGGAAGAAUGUCUAGAAGAUGAAGAUAUGAUGGGAUGUGAAAAAGAAAAGAUUGGAAAAUGUGAAAAGCGGAAAAAGAAAAAAAGAAGAAAUAAUACAAAUAAUUCUCAAAAUUAUAUUAAUUCAUUAACACCUUUACAAAAUUUCCAUGCGAAUACUUUAUGUGUGAAAUGUAAAUGUGACCAUCAUCGCUUUUCAGCUGAAUAUUUAAAUAUAAAAAAUUCAGUAGUUCUGGAUUUAUUUAAUACAUUAUCAAAAAAUAAAUAUUUUAAAGAAACAAAUAUAUGUGAACAAAGUUUUUUUUAUCAACAAAGUAAUCGGAUAUAUAAACAAGAAAAAAAAAAGUUAAUAAAAAAUGGUAUGUUACCUUGUUCGUUUCUUUUGAAGAAGAAAAAUAAGGUACAGCCCAAAAAUAACAAGGAAGAGAACCAAAACCAAUUUACUGGUGAUUUCUCGAACUUGUGUGAAGAAAAGGAGAACAUUAAAAAUGUACACUCCAUUGAAGAUAAUAAUGAGAAUAAGGUAACAAAUAAUUAUGAACUGAGAAAAUGUGACAUAUUAAAUGAUCAUAUAUCCAACGUUCAAAUAAUUAAUGGAGAUAAAGUAGUAAAUCAUGAUAAUAUGUUAAAUGAUAAUCAUCUGACAAAUUAUGACAAUACAAUGAAUAAUAACAAUAAUGAUAAUAAUAAUAAUAAUAAUAAUAAUAAUAAUAAUAAUAACAAUAAUAAUAACAACAAUAACAACAACAACAACAACAACAACAACAACAACAACAACAACAAUAAUAAUAAUAACAAUAAUAAUAAUAAUAAUAGUUGGAGUAAUAAUUUUUGUGCGUUUAAAUAUUCGAAUGAAAAGUACUCAAAUAACAGAUACGGAAGUCAUUCAAAUAAAACGUGGAAUGAGAGCAAUAAUGUUAAUAAUUAUAUAUCUAAUAUGUUAUGUGAAAAUAAUAAAAAUAAAGUAUAUUGGUUCGAUAUGAAUAAGUAUAUAAACAAAGAUAUAAAGAAAUAUAAUGUAAGAAAUAAUAUACAUAAUAUGUUACACUUCUUUACUAGUAUAAGUAAAGUAUAUUAUUGUGAAGUUGUUAAUAAAAAAAGAGAAAAAAUUUUAAGUAAUGAUGAUUAUAAAAAUAAUUCAAUGGAGAAGUUUUAUGAUUAUGUAUUUGCCGAUGAUUCAUGUGAUGUCUUAUCUAAUGAUGAUAUGGCUUCUGAACAAAAUAACAAUAUUAACAACAACAAUAAUGAUAACAAUAAUGAUAACAAUAAUGAUAACAAUAAUGAUAACAAUGAUGAUAAAAAUAUUAACAAAAACAACAAUAAUAAUAAUAAUAAUGAUAACAAUAAUGAUAACAAUAAUAAUAAUAAUAUAUCUUUUUCCAAUAAUGAAGAUUAUUAUAAUAAUGAAUCGAGAAAUAAUUAUAUCUAUAUAUAUAUUAAAAGAGAAUAUAUUCCAGAAUAUUUAUUAAAUAUAAAAAAAAAAAUUAAAUUAAUUUUACUUUUUUCUUCAAAUAAUAUAGAUAAUAAUGUUCAUAAUAAAAAUUGCCCUUUUUAUUCAAAGAGAAAACAUGAUAAUGACCAAAAGAAGAAUUAUGAUAAUGAAUUAUAUGAUAGUAAUAAUAUUUAUUGUAAUUAUUGUAAUAAUUGUGUUGAAGAUAAUGUUAAUUACUAUAUGAACCCUGAACAAAAGAAGAAAAGAGGUAGACUUAAUAGUAAAAAGAAAAAUAUACAGAAAUGUGAAAAGAAAUAUAAACUGAAAAAAAAAAUGCACCUGAAUUUUAUUGAUUAUAUUAAAAAGGAAGAGAAAGAAAAGAGAAAAAAGCAAAAACAAGAUGAACAACAAGUGAAAAAGAAAAUACAAACGAAAAUAGAAAAACAUAAUGAUAGUAAAGAAGAUGAUAUGUAUGACCCACAGUAUGAGAAUGACGACGAUGAUGAUGAUGAUGGUGAUAAUGAUUUAAAUAAAAAAAAUAUAUAUCCAAAAAAAAGUUGCCCAUUUGGUUUUAUAUGUAAAUAUAAACAUUUCUUUAAUAAAGUUAAGAAACAUAAAAUGAAAAGGCGAACGGUAAAGAAACAUAUUAAAUAUGAUCACGAUAAUGAUUAUGAUCAUAUAGGAUUAGAUGACAAUGUAUUAUAUAAUAAUAUCAUAUUAAAUUUUCUGAACAAACUAAAUAUAGAAGAAGAAAAUGAAAAGUAUCAUUAUUUUUAUGUUCAUAAUAUUGAAUAUGAUAAUUCUAAAUAUGACAUUGUAAGUAUUAGAAAAGAUAUGGAAAGAAUUCUACGAAAAAAGGAAAAAAAAAAAAUUACAUCCUUUUCACCCGUGCUAUUAUUAAAUUAUGUAAAUAAAAAAUAUUCCUUUAUUAAAAUUAUAAAGAAGGAAAAGAAAAAAGAAAAAAAAAAUAUAAAUAAAAAUAAAUACAUGAAUAAUGAAGAUAAUACUAAUAAUAUUAAUGAACACAAUAAUAAUUCAAAUGAGAAUGUUAUCAAAAAAAAAAGAGGCAGAGGAAGAAAAAGAAAAAGAAAAAAUCCAUUACCAAAUGAAAAACAAACAGAAGGAGAUAAUAAUUUAUUAAAUAAUAAUGAAGAAGAAAAGGGUGAAAACCAAAAAAAAAAAAAAAAAAAAAAAGAAAAAAAAAAUAUAGAAGAAAAAAAUAACUCAACAUUUUAUAAUAAUAAUAAUAAUAAUAAUAAUAAUAAUAAUAGUAGUAGUAAUAAUAACAAAAUGAAAGAAUAUAAAAAUAAGAAAAUAUAUAUAAAACGCAAAAAUCGUAUACAUAAAAAAAAAAGAGAUUUUUUUUUUGAUGUUUCUUUUUCGUUUGAAGGUAUGAAAAAUAAUUUAAUAAAAAGAGAAGAAGUAGAAGUACACUAUUUAACUAUUAACAAAUAUAUGUUAAGUUUUAAUGAUAUAAAUGAUGAGAUAACAUUAAAAUAUUAUUUAUCUCAUAUGCAAAAUAGAGAUUUUAAUAUUGAAAUCAUAAAUAAAAAAAUGCCGAUAGAAAUUCUACAUUUCUUUGAUUAUUAUAUAAAUAGAAAAAAUGAAUUAGACAAAACCAUAAAGGAGCAUACUAAAAUAUAUAAACAAAUAUAUACAUUAUGGAAAGAAGAUAUAGAUAUAAGUGAAAAAGAAAAUGAACAAAAAAAUAUUUUUACAUGGGGUAUUUUACCUGUAAGAGCAUUUGACCAUCCAAAUAUAUUUGUUCCAUUACCUUGUGGAUUUAAACAUAAUAAUAAAAACUUGGCUUAUUAUACAUCAUGUAAUGAUAAGAAAAAGAAUAGUGAUAAAAAUUUAUUAGAAGAAAAGAAAGAAAAGAAAAAAGAAUAUAUGAAUAUAAAAUAUACGAAUUUGACAGGUCCAUGUAUAAAUUGGCGUAGAAAUUGUAUAUUUGUUAAUGAUAUAAAAAAAAAAAAAUUUCUACACUUAUCAGAAUAUUAUCCAUAUUUCUAUUCUUUGCAAAAUAUUAAACUCUCCUUAUUUUCAUUACAAAGAAAUGUUGUAUAUAAUAAUUUGAAUAAUAUUCUUCAUGUUAAGCAAGAUGAACCUUUGAAGGAUAAUUAUGAAAAUAUAAAUAUGAAUAUUGUAUGUAAAAAAGAGAGUACUAUAAUAAAAGAUCCUACUGAUUCAACAAAUAUGAAUCUCAAAAACGUGGAUGGAAAUAAUGUGAAUUAUACAAACAGUGUGAAUGAUACCAAUAGUGUAAAUGAUACAAUCCAUUUAUUACAUUAUACAAACAAUACAUGUGAUGAAAAGAAUUCUCCAGAUACUUUCAAUACAUAUGAUAGUUAUAAUAUAUAUGAUACGUUUGGUGAUGUUGAUAAUAAUAAGCAUAACCAAAAUAAAAGUAAUAUUCCUAAUGAUUCUAAACAUGUAUCAAGGAAUAUAGGAAAAAAUAAAAAUAGUAGAUAUAGUUUUACAACUACUACGACAAGUAAUUGUAGUAGUAUUUAUAAGAAUAAUAAAAACAAUAGUAAUAAUAAAGAACAAGUUGAAGAAAAAGAUUUAUAUAAAUUUUUUACGAAUGAAGAUAUUUUAAAUGAAAAAAAUUAUAUAUGGAAUAAACAAGAGAUCCGAACAUUUUUAGAAAAAUAUAUUUUAUAUCCAAAAAAUUUUGAUAAAAUUAGUCAAUAUUUAGAAUGUAAGAAUACCAAACAAUGUGUUGAAUUUUAUUAUUUAACGAAGAAUUUUUUUUCUUUAAAAAAAUUAUUAUUAGUUAUAUCAGAAAGUAAAUUAAAACGAAAUAAAAAAUGUGGUUCAAAUGAAUUACAUAAAAAAAAUACGAAAGAAGAAAUGGUAAAUAAAUUAAUGAGAAAAAUUGAAAAUAAUUAUGUAAAAACAGAAUUUGAAGAUAUGAAUUUUAUGAAUUCAUAUUUUAUAAAUAUAAGAAAUUUCUUUAAAAAUUAUUUUGUCAAAUCAUAUAAAAAUUCUCAUUAUAAGAGAAAAAAAGGUAAUAGUCAUAAUAAACAUAAUAAAUCAAAUAGUUAUAAUAAUUAUGAUAUGAAUAAAAGUGUAAUAUUAGAAAAUAUGUCUGACGGGUAUGUAAUUCCAAAAAAUUAUAAUUUUAUUAUAAGUGCUAAUAGAAAAUUAUGUUUCUUAAUUAAAAAUAAAGACAAUUUUAUAUAUAAUGGUAUUAAUUCUGAUAUUAUUGAAAUUAAUUAUAAUAAUAAUGACAAUCAACAAAAUGAAUAUUGUACCUCGAAUGAACAAAAUAAUAUGAUUAAUAAUAAUGACAGUAAUAGUAAUAGUAAUAGUAAUAAUUGUGAUCAUAAUAAUAAUGAAAUGAAAAUUUUUAAUUUGGAAAAAUCAGGUUUUGUGAAAAAUGAAAUGUCUUUAUUAGAUAUGAAAAAUAAUAAAGGCAAAAAAAAAAAAAGUGAUAUAUAUAUUUCUAAUUAUUCAAAAAAUUCAGUAUCUAAAGAUACAAAUAAAGAAUCGUCUCAUAAUAUAACAGAUAAUGAAAAUGUUAUAUACUAUACGAAUUUAAAUAAUUCUAAUAGUAAUCCAAUAAUUGAUCAAAAAGGAAAAUAUGAAAAUAAACAAUUUUUAAUUAGUUGUGAAUCAAAUGAAUAUCAAACUGAAAUAAUUAAAACGAAAGGUGACGACAAAGAAAAUGAAGAAGGAAAGAAACAACAACAACAACAACAAAGACGACAAGAUUAUCCAUAUGAUGAUCAAUAUAAAUAUACUAAUCAAAUUGAAUAUUAUAAUGGAGAAUACAAAGGACAAGAAGCAAAUGCUUUCAUUUCAAACAUAAAAAAUAAAUCGGAAAAGAAUAAAGAACGUGAAACAUGUGAAGAAAGUUUAUUUAAAUGCUUUGAGUUUUUAAAAAAUAUAAAUUACAAACUUAAUGAAAAUACAAAUAAAAAUUCCUUACAACAUUCUAAAUCCACUUGUUUUACAUAUGAUCAGAAAUCCAAAAAAGGAGUAAAGAAAAAUAGUAUGCAAAAAGAUAAUAAAAAUGUAAAAAAAAAUAAACAUUUUGCAAAUUUAAAAAAUGUAACUAUGCUUCAAAAAGGAAAAGCAGUUAAAAAUAUUCCUAUUAAUAAUAAAAACGCAAGUCAUAAUAAUAAAGUGGUAAAUAGUAACAAAUCGGUUAGUAAUAAUAAUAAUAAUAAUAAUAAUAAAUCCACAAGUAAUAGUAAUAAAUCCUUAAGUAAUAAUAAUAAUAAUAAUAAUAAUAAUAAUAAUAAUAAUAAAUCUAUUAGUAAUAAUAAUAAAUCCACGAGUAAUAAUAAUAAAUCUAUUAGUAAUAAUAAUAAAUCCAUUAGUAAUAAUAAUAAAUCCAUUAGUAGUAAUAAUAAAUCCAUUAGUAGUAAUAAUAAAUCCACUAGUAAUAAUAAUAAAUCCACUAGUAAUAAUAAUAAAUCCACUAGUAAUAAUAAUAAAUCCAUUAAUAAUCAUAGAAAAGUCUCACAAAAAUUAGGGGGAUCUCAUACUUUUUGUAAGAAAAGUAUAUCGAGUCAACUUGUCGCAAGUAAAAUCAAAGAAACAAAUCCAAAGAGACAAUUACAAGAUGUACGGGUAGAAAACGAUAUUCCUUUGAAAAAGAAAAGAAUAGUCAAAAAUGAAAAUAUUGAAGAAAAUACUAACGAAAUAAAAAAAAACGCAAAUAAUGCAAAUGAUACAAAUGAUGCAAAUGAUGCAAAUGAUGCAAAUGAUGCAAAAGCUAAUAAACAAUCACAAAUAAUUAAAAAGAAAAAUAAUGAAGGGCAAUUUUGUACAAAAGUAAUCAAAGGAGUACAAAACAAAAUGAUAAAUCAAAAAGAGCAGGAAGGUGAAAUAAUAAAUCAUUAUGAUAAUGAAAUACACGAUCACAAUGAUGGUAAAAAAAUGAAGAAUCAUAUUAAUGGAUUCAAAAAACAUACUAUAAUGAAUGAAAAGGAACAAGAAGAAUUCCCUACUAACCAUAAUGAUAAUGAUAUAUCAUUAUUAAAAAAACAAUAUAAUAAUAAAAAAUAUAUUUCCCCUUCCAUAGGAAAAAUAAAUGGUGAUAUAAAUCAUAAUUAUGUUGACUCACAUUUAAAUAAUAUAAACGUAAAAAAUAGAGCAACCAUAGUUAAUGAAGACGAACAUUUAUAUACAAAUAAUAAUUAUAUAGAACUAGUUAAAAAUGAUGAUAUUAUAUUAAAUGGUAAUUAUGUAAAUUCAUCUUCUGAUGAACAACAAACAAAUACAUUUGAUGUGAAUUUACAUGAUAAUAAUAAUAAUAAUAAGUUAAUAGAAAAUAUAUUAAAACCGUAUGUUAAAGAGGAAGAAGAAGAACUUGAAUAUUCCAAAAACCUUCGAAAAAUUGCAACAAAAUGGACAGAUGAGGAAAAAGAUAUUUAUUUUAAUAUUUUUGGAAAGGAAGGAAAAAAUUGGGAUGCUCUUUAUGAAGCUUUAGAGCCAUUUGGGAAAACAAAAGAUCAAAUAAAAAAUUUUUAUCAAAACACAAUAGCAAAGAGGAAAAAAAGCCAUAUAAUUCCAUAA
This is a messenger RNA of Plasmodium falciparum 3D7, 7404 nucleotides long. RefSeq lists its product as uncharacterized. Lineage: Eukaryota; Apicomplexa; Aconoidasida; Haemosporida; Plasmodiidae. Gene Ontology annotation, cellular component: nucleus; protein-containing complex. The record is from RefSeq and is a predicted model, not a curated record.